This is a messenger RNA of Sipha flava (yellow sugarcane aphid), 1107 nucleotides long. RefSeq lists its product as uncharacterized. The record is from RefSeq and is a predicted model, not a curated record. Lineage: Eukaryota; Metazoa; Arthropoda; Insecta; Hemiptera; Aphididae. Bases 1 to 1107 code for a protein of 368 amino acids. The transcript is spliced from 7 exons.
AUGGAAUCAAUAAAAAAUUACCUUAAGAUAAACCCAACAAUUAAUAGUAAAAUAAUCUAUGACAAACAAAAGCCAAUGAUAAAUGUUGAUCAUAAACGAAAAGAAUCAUAUCAAUCUGAAUUAUAUGAAAAGGAAAAAAACCAAAUGUUCAUUUAUCUCAAUAACCUGAUUACAGCCCUUUUAAUUGAAAAAGAACGCCUGAUCAAUUUUACAUUUGAUUCAAAUGAGAAAAUGAAUGAAUUUUAUAACCGUACGAAGUUAGCAGGCAAAAUUAUUGACAAAUUAAAAUAUUUGAUAAACGUAGAAAAAUCUCGUUUCUUACUCAUAGACGAAAUGACAAAGGACAAUAAAAAACUCGAAGAAUCAAAAGCUACUGUAAAUUGGAUGGAAAAAUCAAUAUAUUUAGUUAUUUUGAGAUAUAAUGAAAUUGCAAAAUUUUUAAAUAUUCCGACAAACGAUUUCUAUACAGAAAUUAAAAUAGAAACCGAACCUUUCCAAUCCACAUUUGUUCCUAAAAAUGUUAAACAAGAAAACUUACCGCAACCAAUACAGCUUAAAGAUAAGAGUGCUAUGGUAUCCGAUUUGAGAUCUUCUAUAGAAUUGCUUAGGAGUAAAAUCGUUAAUCAUGGAAUAACUCCAGUUUAUCGGCUUUUGGGAAAAGUAGCAUGCGACCUUAGGUUUAUUUACAAUUAUUCUUGUACGCUUUUCGGAAUGUACGUCGAAGGAUUUGGUAUCAGCAAAUUCGAGGCGAAAGAAAACGCUGCUACUGAAAUGUUACGUUCAAUUCUAAAAAAACAGAAAUUCGGGACACUUUCUUCGCAUAUUAGACCAUUCAACAAAAAAGAAUUAAAAACCAUCAGCCCGUUGAUAAGGUCCAAAAAAAACUACAUGGCUACACUGGAAAACGUGUGCAUCAAAAAUAACUACCCACUACCGAUAUACACGCUUAUAUCGUCUACCAAAAAUGGUUACAAUUUGGAAGACAAAUAUUCAAUCCGAUGCAAUGCGAUCGAUUUUGUUGUGACUGUACACAGUAACAAACAAUUAAUCGCCAAACAAAGUGCAGCACAGAUUAUACUCAGCUUAUGGGGAAAAAAAGAUGAAUGA